UUCAGCUUCACUUUCGUGACUCUUCAUACCAGCAUGUGAAUCAAACGCCUAGGCUUUAGAUCAAUAGGAAGAGCCUGUCCAGCUUCGCCUAAUUCCUCUUAAUAUUUGUAAAUUAUUAGCACCGAAAUAAUGUCAUCAUCAAAAGGGACUGCGGAGCCAGGCAAGAAGAGGGCAACCGAAGUCAUGGACGCAAUGAAGGGCAUGACCGCCUACUCAACCGAUGAUUUAUUCUUUGUGGCUCGGUACGGCGCAACCGCUAAAAAUGAAAUGAGCACUGCAGAGUACGCGGAAUUCCAGCGCCUUACGACGCUGUGCGGGAAACUGGAGGCUGCCAAAGAUGAGCAGGGAGCCGCGGAGGCGGAGGCCAAAGUGAAGGAGUUGUUAACACCUUACCCGACUCUGCUACGUGAUUUCGACAAAUUUGGUGCAGCAGCGACAAGGGCGGCGGCGGCUUUUGGAAAGGGUGCGAGGAGAGCAAAGUAAAUCGAUGGAGCAGUUGUUUGAGUAAGUCUAUGUUGGCACACUUGUACGUAUGGGACAAGAUAUAGAAGGAGAAUACGUUUAUGAAGUAUGGUACAACUGUUAGAGUUGGUUUAAUAUAGGUUCCAAAGUACUAAAUGCUGCAUAUAUCCAACCAAAGGUGAUCACUGAGUUGGUUUCUUCUGUGCGAAGGCCAACAGCUGAAUCAGUUCACCGGUACCCGGCUUGUGUAAAUCUUCUUCCUCCCAGAUCUUGGUCAGUACCAUGCCGCUCUUGCGCAUUACUCCCUGACUAGCAGUAUUCAGGAGCACCGUGGCGGCCAUAACGAGCUCAUCUUUGAUAGGCCCGUCGCCACUAAUGAGCGACACAUCGACUGGCCACUCAGCUUCUUCACGCGGUAGCGUCCACCAAUGGUCUAAAAAGGCCUUGAGAAAUUCGGUCGCAUAGCCAUUGCCCCAUGCCUCCGAUCGCAAGGUGUAGAAGAGUGUUGGCCACCCGAGGUCUCCCUGUCUCCGGUGGUGGCCACCAAUGCCCACCAUUUCGCCUGUGCCCUUUAAGCAGAUUGCAAAAGCCAAGGAUUCAGGGCUGGACAUCAUCUUAUCUAAUUCUUUCUUGGUGAUGUCAAUAGACUCAUUGGGUUUACCCUUGACAGACCACCGCAUCACCUCCACCUGAGUGCGCAUAAUAUGAAGCACAUCCAAGUCAGACGAUCGCAGGAGACGUAAUCGCAGUCUCUCUGUGAGAAUCUCCAGCGUUGGAGGCUUGUCAAUGGGAAGCCGAGGGAGGGUUGACCGGAUGGUCACUCGUUCUCGGGGUGUAACCGGAAUUGUAGCGGACAUGACGAUUAUAUGAGGAUAUAUCAGAAGGAAUUAAAGAAGAAAGAGUCGGAACUGUGCAAAGGCGUGCACGACGAUCUUAUCACUACAAGUCGAGUGAGGCUGAAGGGGGCAUCCACGGAAUGCGACGGGUCAUCUCGUAUUACGAAUGCCCAUAUCUAGC
This is a messenger RNA of [Torrubiella] hemipterigena, 1479 nucleotides long. NCBI's taxonomy places the organism in Eukaryota, Fungi, Ascomycota, Sordariomycetes, Hypocreales, Clavicipitaceae. The record is from the annotation of a GenBank genome assembly.